UCUUCUCGCACGCUCUCUCUCUCUAGCGCGCGCGCGCGCGUGUGUGUGUGUACACGCGCGUGUGUGUGUGCAUGUGUCCCGCGUCCCGCACGAAGAGGUGUCAAUAUGGCGACGGCGGCGUGUGCGAGAGGCAGCGCCCUCGUCUCACUUGCUCUGGCCAUGAUGAGCCUGGUCCGCGCCGACGUCUUCCCGCAUCCGUGGACAAUUAAGCAAUGGGCGGGGAGGCUCGACCGGGAACUGGAGCGCGUCGUGCGUCAAGCCAGCGGGGUCGACCAACUCAAGCAGCUGUACACGGAGCACAAGCAUCUGUUUGAGGUUCGGAGGAACGAUGCACAGCAUCUGGUGGAGUCGGUGACCGGCGAGAUUGAGAAAGUCCUCGACAAAAAAGUGAAGGCUCUGGAGAGGCUGGCCAGGACUGCAGAAGAACUGCAGAGAGCUCACCAGUGGAGUGACAACAUCAAGGAAGAAGAUAUGCUUUAUUAUAAUGCGAAGAAAGAGCUUGAAGAGGAAUAUUCAGUGGGCAACGGAGAGCAGGAUUCGGAGGAGGAGGAGGAGGAAGAUGGACAUGAGAUUAAUUCUCCGCGAAUCGAGCCGACGUUUAAGCAAGACUCCGCGUUUGGAUUCUCUGUGGAUAAAAAUCACUCCGCGAUUCACAUCCCAACUGACAUUUACAAAGCCUCCACGAUCAUUCUGAACGAGCUGAACUGGACGGCGGGGCUCGAUGAGGUGUUCAAGCUGAACAAGGAAGAGGACCCCACUCUGCUGUGGCAGGUGUUUGGAAGUGCCACAGGUCUCACCAGAUUUUAUCCAGCAACUCCCUGGGUGGCUCCGGGAGACGUGGAUUUGUUUGAUGUCCGCAGGCGGCCGUGGUACAUACAAGGGGCCUCAUCUCCCAAGGACAUGGUGAUCAUUAUAGACGUGAGCGGAAGUGUCAGUGGACUCACAUUAAAACUGAUGAAGAAGUCGGUGUCUGAAAUGCUGGAAACCCUUUCCGAUGAUGAUUACGUGAAUGUAGCAUCUUUUCACAACGAAGCCGUCCCGGUGUCCUGCUUCAAUCACUUAGUGCAAGCCAACGUACGCAACAAGCAAAUGCUCAGCGAGUCCGUGGAGAAGCUAACUGCCAAGGGAAUGACGAACUACAAGGCCGCGUUUACGUACGCGUUUGAGCAGCUCUUAAACACCAACGUGACCCGAGCCAACUGCAACAAGAUGAUCAUGAUGUUCACCGACGGAGGAGAGGACCGCGCCCAGGACGUUUUUGAGAAUUACAACUGGCCGAAAAAAGAGGUGCGGGUGUUUACCUUCUCCGUGGGACAGCACAAUUAUAACGUGGCCCCUAUUCAGUGGAUGGCCUGUGCCAACAAAGGGUUUUAUUUUGAAAUCCCUUCCAUUGGCGCCAUCCGCAUUAACACUCAGGAUUAUCUGGAUGUCCUUGGAAGACCUAUGGUACUGGCAGGACCCAAGGCCAAGAAGGUGCAAUGGACAAAUGUCUACAAGGAUGCAUUGAACCUGGGUCUGGUCAUCACGGGCACCAUGCCAGUGUUCAACAUAAGCAAGAACGCAGGAGAGCAGCAGAAUCAGUUGCUGCUUGGCGUGAUGGGAGUUGACAUAUCGCUCGACGACAUAAAGAAGCUUACCACGCAGUACAAUCUCGGUCCGAACGGCUACUUCUUUGCAAUAGACCCCAACGGCUACGUGCUGCUUCACCCCAACCUGAAACCCAAGGUGACAAAAUUUGAAGAGCCAGUCACCCUUGACUUUCUGGAUGCCGAACUGGAAAAUGAUAUUAAAUUGCUGAUCAGGCAGAGCAUGAUUGACAAGAAGUCUGGAAUGCGCACUUUUGAGAUGCUAAUCAAAUCCUUGGAUGAGAGGUACAUAGAUAAAAGCAUGAGAACUUAUACUUGGACACCAAUGCAGUCGGCUGAAUACAGCCUCGCUCUGGUCUUGCCAUCUUAUAGCAACUAUUACAUCAGGUCAUCACUUACCGACCAAAUACUACAGGCACAAUUCAAAAAGGGCACACGCAAGGAGGAUUUAGAGUUCCUCUUGCCGAGCUCCUUCGAGACCAUUGGACAUGUGUUCAUAGCCCCCAGAGAGUACUGCAAAAAUCUCAGACCGAUGAGUGACAACGCUGAAUUCCUGCGGACAUUUAUUGGCGAGAUGGAGAAAAAAACGCCGGAUUCGGAGCAUUGCAACACGGAUAUGAUAUACAACCUCAUUCUUGAUGCUGGGAUCACUGCAAAGUUGGCUCAAACGCAUUGGCAAAAACAAAAUAUAGCAAGCAUGGGCAUUCUAACACUCUUUGUGGCUACGGAUGGUGGAAUUACAAGGGUAUACCCUUACAGUAGUGACGAUGAAUGGGAGGAAAAUCCAGAACCGCAUGAAUCCAGUUAUUACAAGAGAAGCUUAGACAACAAGUCAUUCAUCUACAGGGCCACACAUUUCGGAGCCGCAAGGCAAGCAUAUGGUGCCAACGUGUCCAUGGGAAUCCUGGCUUCACGCGUUGUCGACGUCAACAUCGAUGGCAAGAGCCUGCGACCUGCAGUGGUCGGAGUGAAGCUGAAUCCCGAAUUCUGGGUGCCCAGAUUCCGACUCCUCACCAAUAAUCAGACAGACAGAGGCAAGAAUCCAAAAAAGAUUUUGCAGUGUAUGGACAACUCUUGCGAAAUGGACUGCGACUCCAAAAGUAAUAUCUUGGAAUGUGUGGUGUUGGAUGAUGGAGGUUUCCUCGUAUUUUCAAACCAAGAAUCUCACCAAGAAAAGCUGGGCGAGUUCUUCGGGGAGGUGGACCCCCACCUGUUCCACGAGAUGCACAGACUGGCGGUGUACUCACGCGUCGAGUCCUACGACUAUCAGUCGGUGUGCGACCCUCCGCCUGAGUCGCACGCGGGCGCCGCGCACAGAUCCAUCCGCAUCCCAAAAAUAUAUGACAUCCUAAACCUUGCCUGGUGGUUCUCUGCAGCGGCAUGGUCGCUGCUCCAGCAGCUGCUGUGUGGAAUUACGGUACCAAACUUGUUCAGUCCGUCCGUGGACGCGAGGGACCCCCUGGACCUGAAGGGCAAGGUCAGCUGUGUGAUGCUGCAGACGCAGUACUACUUCCCAAACAACAACAAGUCCUUCCAUAAACUCAUCGACUGUGGCAAUUGCACCAGGUACUUCCAUGCGGAGAAGCUGGGCACCAGUAACCUGGUGCUGGUCGUGGCAGAGCUGUUCUCAAAAGAAUGUACAGUGUGCGAAGUUCGGAAAAUCAAGCAGGCCAAGCAAAAGUCGCAAGGACCCGACCCCUGUCUGCUGGCAGAAACGCCACGGUAUAGGAAAGGACCCGAUGCCUGCUUUGAUUACAAUGUCGAUGAUGAGCCCAUGUGCUCCGUGUCGAACCAAGCCUCCAAUGUGAUCCCUUCUACUCUUGCUCUAUUUUUCAUUCCAGCAUUAGUUCAAAUCCUUGUCCAGGGUCUGCCUGCUAUGGCUCCUCAUUCCCACAGACAGCUGCUUCUCGUGACCGUCACCCACCCAUCCGUCCAAACUGCCCCCUUAAAACAAUGACCUUGGUGGGACCUCAUGCUGUGACACUUCAAUGUCCUCUUGCCACACCUCUCUCGGUUACCACAGGCUCGCUCAUGCGCUUAUAUAAGUAAUCAGUGGGGAAAUAAUGCUACUUUGGUCCCUCUCUGUUGCAGUGAAAGUGCUGCGAAACGACAGGUUUUAUCUAUUUUUUUAAAAUAUUAUUUUCGUGUUAAAAUAUGUACCCAGGCGUCAGUGUGAACAUGACGCCUUGUGUGAGACACAGGAGUGACAGAGACUGUUGUAUGAAAUAUGGGAAUAGAGGAAAGAAAUAUCGCAGUCUUGCAUCCUUGUGCUCCAUUCUAUAUUGGGUAUGCCAAUAUGUUGUCAAUGUAUAAUUUUCUCCUUCAUUGCCCAGUUGCGCUGAUAGGUAACCAUUUCAGCUUACGUCCGUGCAAAUUUCAAUAAGAGAAGUCCUUUGCAAAAGUAUUUGACAAACUAUAUAACGGUGUCUUUUAAAAAACGUAUCAAUACUAAACUACCUGGUUUUGUCUCUUUGUGUUGAAAUAAGAAAGAUCGAUGUUUAACCAAUGUUAAAAUACCUCCUUUUUGUUUUUAUUAUUUUAAAUAUGGAAUAAAAAAAAACAAGCAGUGUUUAUAUGAUAGUUGCAGCACAAGUACACAAUUGGUGUAUAUAACUUAAAUAUGACAUUCUUUUAAUAAAAAAAAAUUACCAAUAACACUUGUAUAUACCUACUCGUUCGAGGAUGUGUCAAAUCAAAUAUAAUAAGAACUGCAAUGAAGCACAUAUCAACUCUCAUCUCCAACUUGCAGUUUUGUUCCUACGUUUAACAACAGAAGGCGCGUUUGUCGAAGUUCAUUUUUUGUUGGAAACAUUUCAGAUUUUUAUUGUAGUUUCCCUUUUUUUGGUUAGGGAUGGGCUAGGGAGCUACCGCAUGGUGGUAUCUAAGCGAUUGAUUUCAGGAUAUAAUUUGCCACAUUUUCAUUGUAAUCUUACUUUAUUGCCGUUUGAUUCAUAAAUAAUGUGGGGGGAGGGUUUUUUUUGGUCAGUGCCUAUGUUUAAAUUGGCUUCAAUGUUUUGUUCUGUAAACACAUUUGAAAGAACACGAAGGUAUAUAUAUGGAAAGAGAUCAUGCUUUAUUGAUCCCCUAUUGUAUUGAGACCAGCCUAUCCCUUAAAACAUUCCAGCGUGCAUGAAGAAACAAAAAACCCAUAUAUCCUAGCAUUUGCUAGACAUUGAUCCUUGAAAGCCAUUUGUUGCAUAGCUCAGAGCCAUUAUUCAGCCACAUACACCUUUCUGCAUUCAUGAAUGGAAUGAUCUGCAAUUACUGUAGUGAGUCCGUGCCUGUUUGAAGAUUGAAUGCUAAGGCAAAAUAAUAAAAUAACUAUUAAAAAAAUAUUUAUAUAUACAGUACUUGGUGCGUAUGUGGAAGAUGUUAUUUUAGAAUGUUGAGCAUUUUUUCAUGCACUAAAUGAUCACAUUAUUUCUACUUCAGUACGCUGUCACUAAAUAGAUUGAAUGUUGGUAACGUCCACAUGUUAUUUAAGAGUGCUUGGCAGCUUUUGCAUUGUGAAACCCACACCACGCCACCCCACACCACCACCCCACACCACAAAUGUUCUCUCAAAAAAAUGUUAAAUUUUUGUAAAUUCGGAGCAUUUUUGUAAUUUCUGAUUGUGAAUAAGAAUAUAAGAUGGACGUCUGCUUCAAAGUUGUUAACAUGCGAUUGCAGUCCGUUUACUCUGAAUUGAUCACAGAUGAUAAUGCCAACUUAUUGCAACUUGAAAUACUUGUGUUUUAAUAUAUGGAGGUAAAGAAACCGAUAUGUGGAGUAAUCAUUUUCAUAGCUGUACUUUAGAAAAAAGUCUGCAAUAAAAAAUGUUAAUAACGUAUGCUACUCAUGUGCUAACUACAGUAUUCAAAUCCCAUGGCUAUUCUGUUAAUUUCAGAUUUACUUUGUAACAUUACUUAAAGCACUAUUAUGUACAUUGUGUUAUUUAUAACUGUAAUCUGAUUUAAAAUUAAAGUACAGUAUCUAUUAAAGAAA
Petromyzon marinus (sea lamprey) is the source of this 5570-nucleotide messenger RNA. RefSeq names its product voltage-dependent calcium channel subunit alpha-2/delta-2-like. The record is from RefSeq and is a predicted model, not a curated record. Gene Ontology annotation, molecular function: voltage-gated calcium channel activity. Gene Ontology annotation, cellular component: voltage-gated calcium channel complex. NCBI's taxonomy places the organism in Eukaryota, Metazoa, Chordata, Hyperoartia, Petromyzontiformes, Petromyzontidae.